CACACACACACACACACACCAGGUGGGAGUGGAGAGAGAAAGAGACAGACACCUACGAGAUACACAGCAUUUCAAUAGCUGAAAGAUGAGGCAGGACAUGAUAAGGGCUGAUUUACAGCAGAAAAUUCAGACAAGAGAACAGAAGAUUUCUGAAGUCACAUCAUCUGUAAAAGCCUGCAAGGGCGGCUUGGAUGCCGAAUGGCUGGAGAUCAACAGCGUUUUCUCAGAGGUGAUGAAAGUCGUGGAGGACUCUCGGAAGAAAGCCCUUCAACCUCUGGAGGAGAGGAGAAAGAGAGUGAGUAGAGAAGGACUACAUCUGGUCAAAAAGCUGCAGAAGGAAAUUGACAAAAUCAGGAAGACCAUUGAUGAGUUGGAAGAAAAUGGCGACUGGCAGGGUCUUCCUAAAACAUUCCUGGAUGAAUCUCGAGAUUGGAAACAUUUAACUGUUGACACUUCAUUCUCCUUUGGGUCACUGAGAACUACAAUAUCAAGCAUGAUGGAACAAAUUCACCAGGAACUGGAAAAACUCUCUCCUGUUGAACUCAAGAGGAGUCGCACGCCCACACUACGCCAUCACAACAAACAACACGUGAAUCUGACCAAUCUCCUUCCACUCCCCCGGUCCACACAACCCCUCCCAAUGCAACGUCACCUCAGAGCAGCCCUGCUCAACACACGCUCCAUCCACAUUAAAAGCCACAUUCUGAAUGAAUUCAUUAAAGACAAAAACCUGGACUUUCUGUAUCUGACCGAAACGUGGCAAAAACCCCAGGACUAUUUUUCUUUAAAUCAAAUCACCCCAGCAGGAUUCACAUGCAUUGACAAACCUCGCCCCACAAGGGGUGGUGGUAUAGCUGCUAUUUUCAGAAAGGAAAUAAAAACUACCAAAAUCUCCAUCCCUGAGGUUUCUUCAUUUGAACACCUGAUCUUCAAACUCUCUGGUCCCACUCCCCUGGUCACAGCCAUCAUCUACCGUCCCCCGAAGCCAAACCCCUCCUUUCUCUCCGACCUCUCUGACAUUCUCGCUCAGCUUUCUGCUGGAAAUUCUCUCAACACAUCAACUUCCCAACACACAUCCGUGGUCACACCCUGGACUUGAUCUGCUCCACUGGUUUCACCAUCCCUCAUCUGUCCAGCCUCGAUCUCCACAACUGUGAUCACAAGGCCAUCAUCAUGGACAUCAACAUCCCCAUCCCCGCCCAAAAGUAAAAACGCACAAUAACCUACAGAAAUCUCAAAUCCAUCUCACCUUCAGCAAUCACUGCCUCCAUUACCUGCAAGAUGUCUGUCUGUCUGUCUGUCUGUCUGUCUGUCUGUCUGUCUCCCCCUCCCCCCCACACACUUUCUGAAAACCCAUCUGAACUUGUGGACUAUUAUAACCAACCCGGUAUCACGGCAAGACGUGAACAUGUGACGAUUUACCAUGCUGGGAGACGUGAAGAUGUCACGAUUUCGUCCCUUCAAACGUGACAGUUACACCGU
Messenger RNA from Trematomus bernacchii (emerald rockcod), 1482 nucleotides. RefSeq lists its product as uncharacterized. The record is from RefSeq and is a predicted model, not a curated record. The transcript is spliced from 6 exons. NCBI's taxonomy places the organism in Eukaryota, Metazoa, Chordata, Actinopteri, Perciformes, Nototheniidae. Bases 86 to 1099 code for a protein of 337 amino acids.